Ipomoea triloba (trilobed morning glory) is the source of this 2224-nucleotide messenger RNA. Its product is annotated as protein WHAT'S THIS FACTOR 9, mitochondrial. The record is from RefSeq and is a predicted model, not a curated record. NCBI's taxonomy places the organism in Eukaryota, Viridiplantae, Streptophyta, Magnoliopsida, Solanales, Convolvulaceae. Gene Ontology annotation, molecular function: RNA binding. The transcript is spliced from 3 exons. Bases 335 to 1555 code for a protein of 406 amino acids.
UCAUUUUAUCUUUAAUUCAUCAAGCGUUAAUUCGGACCACCAAAUUAAUUAAUUCCAACUACAAUGAGUUUUUUUCCCUCCAACGAACAAUCAAGAGAAAUUCAAAAAAUAAGAGCAGUUGUGCCGGACCGCCGCCUCGAUCUGCCUCAAUCUUUGGGUCAGCAGCUGCAUCGAUCAUCGUCCUCCACUCAUAACUCAUCAGUCGACGCGUCUUCUGUUUUUAAUUGCUUCAGCUUCGCCCCUUCUCACCUUUAAUUUGUUUCUGGCUCCUCCCUCAUGCACAGUGCAUUGCAAAUUGACCACAUCUGCUGAUGCGCACAACCUGUUCGAUAAAAUGCUGAAGAGAGCAAUAGCAAGAGAAAACUACACUUCCACUUUCAGUCAUCAUCAGAAGCGAACUCUCGUAAACGCAAAGGUGAAAUGGGUAAAAGACGGUGUCUUAGACAGGGCAGUAGCCGGUGGGAGAGAACUCAAGGCCGCCUCUAUUCUUCUUUCCCUCAUUGGCUCAGACCCCCAGCAUUGGCUUCCCAUUUAUCAUCUCCGUCGCUAUCGCGGCCAGCUUGGCCUCCCUCUUCACCUCAAACUUUCCGCUUUUCUUAGACGAUACCCCAGCAUUUUCCAGGAGUUCUAUCGUCGUGAUACCGGAGGAACUCCGGUUCCUUGCUUCAGAUUAACUUCCCAGGCACUAGAGCUUCACCAAGAAGAAGCUGAGAUACUCAGAGAGUGUCAUACAGAUAUAGUUAACAGGUUGAGGAAGCUUCUUAUGCUGACCAAGGAAAGAAUGCUUCCUCUGCAAACACUUGAUCAGCUGAAGUGGGAUAUAGGUUUGCCGAGUGAUUACCAGAGAUUGUUUACCAACAACUCUUCAGAUUUGUUUUCUUUGGUUCGUCUUUGUGAUGAUCGUGUGGGAUUAAAGCUAUUGCUUUGGGAUGAUUUUUUAGCGGUUUCCCAUUUAGAAAUGAAUUCUGUGAUGAAGAAUGGAACAUUGGCUUUCCCCAUUGGAUUCCCAAGGGGUUUUGGGUUGAAAAGGAAGUUUAUGGAGUGGUUGGAGGAGUGGCAGAAGCUGCCUUAUACAUCUCCUUUUGCAGUAGAUUUGGCCUCGCGUUUGGAUCCCCGCACUGAUGUUUCAGAGAAGAGAAUUGUGGGAGUCUUUCAUGAGCUUUUGCACCUUACAUUGCAGAAGAAGACAGAGAGGAAGAAUGUGAGCAAUCUUCGUAAACCGUUGGGAUUGCCUCAAAAAUUCACCAAAGUGUUUGAGAGGCAUCCUGGGAUUUUUUACAUUUCUAAAAAGGGUGACACCCAAACUGUUGUCCUCAGAGAGGCAUAUGAUCACAGUCAACUCAUUGAGAAGCACCCCCUUGUUGGUUUGAGGGAUAAAUUAGCGAGUAUAAUGAAUCAAGGGUUUUUGGAUCGUAGUCGGGGUUUGUAUAGCAAGGAGACCAAAGGAGGCUUUGAGCAAGAUUCAUUAACAAGUUGUUUUGUUGGUGAAAGAACUAGAUAUGUAUCUGAUGAGGACUCAGAUUUUAAUCUCCUUUCGGAAUAUGAAUCAGACUAAACCAUAUGACAUUGUGAAGUAAUAACUGCAGCCUGACAUGAUUGAAUGCUACAUGAUGAAUAAGUACAUUGUUUCUUAUCCAUAUGCCAAUGGGCUUCUGAUAGCAAAUGGCUUGUUACUGUCACUCACCUGAGCUCUCAUAGUCAUAAUUUUUGGAGGGACAAAUAUUGCGAGGCGUUUUCUCAAGUAAAAGUAGCAAGAUAUUUGAAUUUAAAUGAGAGAGCUGGUGGAAAUAAGUUAUUCUGGAUAGUCAGAGCAAUAAUUUAGAGAGGCAUUGCUUUGAGUGGAAUGAUGCUGGAAGGCUGAGAAAAUCUUUGAUGGAAAGGUAUUUGCACAGUUGUCAUGUUCCAAUUAGACUAAAGGCGUGAGAAGUUCAAUAAAUCAACACUUUGAAUGUAAGAACAUACAGUUGUUAUGUACUUGACUGUUGGAUAUUUGGUACUAUCUUUUAUAAUCUGUGAGUUAUAUUUGGGGAAUCAGGCUGAGAACUUGGUGGUUAAUUUAACACUAAAUAGAAGCAAGAGAGAGCACCCUGACUUUGUAGCCUUUCUAUUUUUGUGCACUUAAGAAGUAAGCAAUGGGGAAAUUGAUCAUAAUGUAAGCCUAUAAAUAGGUGGAAGAAGGAAGAUUGUGCAUGCAGAAAGACAUGGCAAACGGCAGAUGAGGAAA